Onthophagus taurus is the source of this 3096-nucleotide messenger RNA. RefSeq names its product adaptor-related protein complex 3, delta 1 subunit-like garnet (gene garnet). Gene Ontology annotation, cellular component: presynaptic endosome; endosome membrane; AP-3 adaptor complex. NCBI's taxonomy places the organism in Eukaryota, Metazoa, Arthropoda, Insecta, Coleoptera, Scarabaeidae. Gene Ontology annotation, biological process: Golgi to vacuole transport; protein targeting to vacuole; synaptic vesicle budding from endosome. The record is from RefSeq and is a predicted model, not a curated record.
CUACUAACUUCUCGUUGUAUACAUUUGACGUUUUAUUCAUGAUCUGUCAAGAAAACUCGGAAAAUUUUUUAAAAUAUUAUUUUCGAAUCAAACACGAUGAAUCUCAGCGCCGAGAUGGCCCUAAAAAAAGUUAAGGGGAACUUGGAGCGAAUGUUUGAUAAGAAUUUAACCGAUUUAGUUCGAGGGAUACGAAACAAUAAAGAAAAUGAGGCGAAAUACAUCUCUCAAUGCAUGGAGGAUAUUAAACAAGAAUUGAGACAGGAUAAUUUAACCGUUAAAAGCAACGCAAUUGCAAAAUUAACUUAUUUACAAAUGUUGGGUUAUGAUAUUUCUUGGGCCGGAUUUAAUAUAAUAGAGGUGAUGAGUUCGAGUAAAUUCACUUUAAAAAGGAUUGGUUAUUUAGCGGCGAGCCAAAGCUUUCACUGUGACUCCGAGUUAUUAAUGUUAACUACAAAUAUGAUUCGGAAAGAAUUAAAUUCGCAAAAUCAAUAUGAAGCUGGUUUAGCUCUCACUUCUUUGAGUUGUUAUAUUAGCACUGAUUUAGCUAGGGAUUUAUCGAAUGAUAUUUUAACUUUGUUGAGUUCGACGAAGCCGUAUAUUCGAAAAAAGGCUGUUUUAAUGAUGUAUAAGGUGUUUUUGAAGUACCCGGAGGCUUUGCGACCCGCUUUUCCUCGGUUAAAAGAGAAAUUGGAGGAUCCUGAUCCAGGGGUACAAUCAGCUGCAGUUAAUGUAGUUUGUGAGUUAGCAAGGAAAAAUCCAAAAAAUUAUUUAAGUUUAGCGCCAGUUUUCUUUAAAUUGAUGACUACAAGCACAAAUAAUUGGAUGUUAAUUAAAAUCAUAAAGCUGUUUGGGGCGUUAACUCCGCUAGAACCUAGGCUAGGCAAAAAAUUAAUUGAACCCUUAACCAAUCUAAUCCACAGUACAUCCGCUAUGAGUCUCCUUUACGAAUGCAUAAACACCGUAAUCGCCGUUUUAAUAAGUAUCUCGUCCGGGAUGCCAAAUCACGCGGCCAGCAUUCAACUUUGCGUCCAAAAAUUGAGGAUUUUAAUCGAAGACAGCGAUCAAAACCUGAAAUACCUCGGUUUAUUGGCGAUGUCGAAAAUUUUAAAAACUCACCCGAAAAGCGUCCAAGCCCACAAAGACCUAAUUUUACAAUGUUUAGAAGAUAAAGACGAAUCGAUUCGAUUACGCGCUUUAGAUUUACUUUACGGGAUGGUUUCAAAAAAGAAUUUGAUGGAGAUUGUUAAGAAAUUAAUGGUUCAUAUGGAUAAAGCGGAAGGAACGAUUUAUCGCGAUGAAUUAUUGAGCAAAAUAAUUCUAAUUUGCUCGCAAAAUAAUUACCAAUUUAUCGUUAAUUUCGAAUGGUACGUCACCGUGUUGGUGGAGUUGGCCCAAAUGGAGUUUGGAUCUAAACAGGGCCACGUUAUUUCAUCGCAAUUAAUCGACGUUUGCGUCCGAGUCCCCGCAAUAAGGAGAUUUGCCGUUGCGGAGAUGUCGCAAGUUUUGGAUGUUUACGCCUCGACGAAUCAAUUUACGAUUAUGCAAGAAGUUCUUUUAGCUGCUACCUUUUUAUGUGGGGAAUUUGCUAGCGAAUUAAAAAAUCCCGAACAAACUUUAAAAGCAAUGAUCAAAUAUAAAUCGUUACCCCAACAUAUAGAAGCAGUUUUCAUCCAAAACAUCUUAAAAUUAUACGCUUAUAUAAUGUUAUUAAUGGAGACGUCGGAGAAAUAUGCGGAAAUAAUCGAUUUAACCGACGAGGUUUUAAUAACUUUAGAGGAGGGAGUUAAAUCGGGCGAAAUUGAGGUGCAAGAACGCGCGUGUACUUCAGUUAAUUUAUUAAAAAUAAUUAAAGAAGAAAUCGAAAUUAAACAAAAAGAUUCGAAUAAAUUCAUUUUGGAUAACACCGACUCAAUAAAACCGAUUAUAAAUAAAGACGAGACUUUAGCUUCCGAAUUAAUCAUCUUAUUUUCUGGGGAAUUAAACCCAGUUGCGCCAAAAGCCCAAAAAAAAGUGUUACUUCCCGAAGGAUUAAAUUUAGAUGAAUGGAUUAACGAGCCUUGCGACACAACCGACAGCGAUUCCGAAUCGGAAAUAAUCGAAAAUCUUUUUAUUAAAGCCGAUCAUCGAUCAAACGUUCCCGUUAAAACUGAAAAAUUUCAAGCGGAGUUAACCGAAGAAGAAUUACACAAAAUUCGCGAAGCUAGGAUGUACGAACAACUCAAUAAUCCUCACUAUUUAAAAGGAAACGUAAAGAAAUCUUCAAUGAACGCCGGUGGGGGGCGUUUUAUUGGAGAUAAUGUUGAAAUUGCUGAAAAUAUUCCAAUUAAAGAUAUCGAGUUGAGUUUGCCUCUAAAAAUUGCAGGGCAAAAACGGUCGGAUAAAUAUUUAAGUUUAGAUAAGGAAAAGAGGAAGAUGAAAAAUAAGAAGAAAGUUAAAAAAAAUAGGAAGGAAAAGAUUGAAUCCUCUUCCGAUGAAAACGACAAUGACACCUCAACUAAUUUAGUCGUUAAUAGAAAUUUGGAGUUACCCGAAGGGGCUACUCUCUCGGAUUCAGAUAGUAGCCACAAUAAUCUCGAUGAUCCUCACCGAGCGCUCGACAUAGACCUAGAAUUGCCUUCUUACGACGAAUUGGAACGCAAAAAAGAACAGGAAAUUAAAGAAUACAUGGAUAAGAAGCAUAAUGAAAAGAGAUUAAAAAAACAUAAAAAGAAGGGUGAAAGAGAGAAGGAAAAAGAUUCGAUUCUUAGCGAAAAUGAAAAGAAAUUUGAGGUGGAGGAAAGCAAGAAAAACAAAGAAAAGAAAGAGAAGAGGGAUAAGAAGGAAAAGAAAGAGAAAAAAUCAAAAAAGGAAAAAGACGGUAAAAAGAAGACCAAAAAAUUGGGGAGCGAAGGCUACGAAGAAGCUGUUGGAAUCUCAACCCCGAGCAAAGAGUUUCAAAGCGAAAUUAAAUCUACUUAAAAUUAAGAAAAGUAUCAAAAUAACUUUAACUUUGUAAUAAGAAGAUUUAUUGCGGAAAAAGACGCAUUAUUAAUAAUUAUCUUAUUAAAAUAUAUUAUCUAAUUAAAAUAUAUUUAAUAAAUUAAAAUACUAAUUUAA